AUGUUCAAGAAGGCUUUCGGCAACCUGAAGACGUCUGCACCGUUGCGUAGUUCGGACCGACGUAAACUCAAGCAAAAAGUCGUUUCAGCCUAUGGAAUCUCUCCAGAGGAUGGCGACCUUCUGGUCCCAGAUGGCUUGGAGUCGCUCAAAUUCACUACCCAUCUCGAUGAACCUGGAAUUCUAUAUCUCUCGAGUGCAGGUGACCCUUUGUGGUUCACCGUUGGAAAGGGCUCGGAGGAUCUGAUUCCGACUACGUAUACAUUGUGGAAGAAGCCCGAUCUCCUCCCGUUCCUCUCGACUCCGGAGCCCGUUAUUCCAAUACUCUGUGGAGGGGCAGAUCUUAUGAUACCAGGAGUGAUUCACCGCCCUCGCUCCCUCGCAGCGGGCCAAUUGGUCUGCAUUCGCAAGUAUUCUCGCAAGGAUGGGGUUCCUGAACUUUCGGUGCCCCUUGCCGUCGGAAGCAUGGCCCUACCCAGCGACCAAAUCGAAACCGGGCAAGAGAAGGGCAAAGCGGUCCACGUCCUCCACGUUUGGAAGGAUCACCUCUGGGAGUUGGGUUCGAAACCCGAUGUUCCUCCAGGAGAACCUCUCCAGUCCAAGGAAGAACCAAGCGAAUCUGGAGACGCUCCCGAGACCGUGGCCCAAUCCGAGGCACCACAAGGAGAAGACGCUCCGCCGCAACCUAAUAUUACGCCAACCGAUGCCUACAUUUCAUACACGCCUUCCGAAGUUACAGAACUCUUGCAAAUAUCGCUCGUACAAGCGAUCGCGGUGUUGCUCUCAAAAUCAUCCUCGUCGACCUUCCCAAUUCCCGCGACCCAAUUCUACACCAAUUAUAUCCUUCCAUCUCGUCCCGCAUUCCCGACAUACGUAUUAGCUCCUGCUUCCCUUGGAGCGGAUGCUUCGAAGACUGGUGAAGAACGUCCGCACAUCGAUCCCCAGGACAUCAAUAUCAAGGCUUCGAGUCACAAAUCACUUACGACGUUCCUCAAGGCCGCUGAUAAGCAAGGGCUCAUCACGACGAAAUCGCCGCAGAAGCACUCGCAGCAGUCGGACCUGCUGAUCCUGUCCGUGGCAUCGAAACACCCCCUGGUUGCAGCACAUAAACCUUACGCAUCCGUGAAGGACAUCGAACAGAAAGCCGCGAAAAAGGCUGAGCGGGAGAACAAGGACAGGGAAGCCGAAGCUCACCGGGAGAUUGAGGUGAAGGAAUUACUGAAACCGCAUCUGGUGACCGUUGAUCUGUUUAGUGCAAUGGGGGCAGACCCGAAGCAGCUCUACAUGCCCUCGGAAGUUCGAUCGGUCAUUUUCAAUUAUGUGACCUCAAACGACCUGGUCAACGCGAACGACAAAGCAUACAUCAACCUGGACCAGGUCCUUGCAGCCUGCGUUGCCGCGAAAUCGAGCGGGAAGUCAAAAGGAAAAGGGGUCGACGCUGGAGUAUCAAUCGAUUUCAUGAAGCGCGAUGAGCUUGUGAAACAGGUUACUUCGAAGAUGCAGAGCUGGUAUGAAAUUCAUGUCCCAGGAAAGGAUGUAGUGCAAAAGAAAGGAACUUUGAAACCCAUCCAGGUUGUAAUGAAGAUUCGACAAGGCCGUAAAGCCUCUACUUUAAUUACAGGGUUCGAACCCUUCCUGGUUGUUAACGGCGAUGAUAUGGCUGAGGAUCUCAGAAAAACGUGCGCUGGUGCUACCUCUGUUUCCCCGGUCGCAGGAAAGCCAGCUGGAUCAGGACUCGAAGUACUGGUUCAAGGUAAACAGUCAUCCGCAGUUCUGGAAUAUCUUACGGGAAAGGGAAUCCCCAAGCGAUGGAUAGAAGUUAGCGACCUGGUUGGACAGCUUUGGGAUCAAUAG
This is a messenger RNA of Coprinopsis cinerea okayama7#130, 1851 nucleotides long. RefSeq names its product eukaryotic translation initiation factor SUI1 family protein. The transcript is spliced from 7 exons. The record is from RefSeq and is a predicted model, not a curated record. Gene Ontology annotation, molecular function: translation initiation factor activity. NCBI's taxonomy places the organism in Eukaryota, Fungi, Basidiomycota, Agaricomycetes, Agaricales, Psathyrellaceae. Gene Ontology annotation, biological process: translational initiation; formation of translation preinitiation complex. Bases 1 to 1851 code for a protein of 616 amino acids.